Messenger RNA from Dermochelys coriacea (leatherback sea turtle), 3396 nucleotides. It is a transcript of the gene IGBP1, whose product is annotated as immunoglobulin binding protein 1. Gene Ontology annotation, cellular component: cytosol. Gene Ontology annotation, molecular function: protein phosphatase 2A binding. The coding region runs from base 1966 to 3009 and encodes 347 amino acids. The record is from RefSeq and is a predicted model, not a curated record. The transcript has 6 exons. Gene Ontology annotation, biological process: regulation of signal transduction; regulation of dephosphorylation. Lineage: Eukaryota; Metazoa; Chordata; Testudines; Dermochelyidae.
GAAACUGACACUGACUAAUGCAUAGAAAUCAUUUAGCUUCUCAGCAGUGUCCUUGCCUUCUUUAAUAGUCCAGUGGUCCUACCAAUUCUUUCUCAGGCCUUGUCUACACUACAUAAUUUUGUUGACAAAAGUCAGCUUUUGUCAACAAAAUAGUGGAGGUAUACAUACUGAAAUGCUCCUCCUGCCUAUGUAACUCCCUGCUAUACCAACAUAAUAAAACCACCUCAAUGAGAGGCAUAGGGCUUAUGUUGAUGUAAUUAAGGCACAGACAUUCCGUUUCUUAUAUCGGCUGUUGGCUGUCAUUCUUGUAAAUUUCAUGGCUGGGAGUGGGAAGGCGAGAAGUCCCGCACCACUGCUCCCAGACGGGAACACAGAGAUGAGAAGCCCCAGGGAGCAGCUGGGCUCCCGGUGGGGAGCUGUGCAGAGCUGAGAGUUCUGGGUCUGUUUCCCACACUGCCUCUCUUCAGUCAAUGGAAGCGCUCCUGGUGAGGAUGUGUUCCACUGACAGAAAGAGGGUAGUGUGGACAUCAGCCACUGCAGUAAUUAAUGCAGUGGCUUUAAAUCAAUCCAACAUAGGUCGAUUUAAUAUUGUAGUGUAGACAUAGCCUCAGGCUUCCUGCUUCUGAUACAAGAUAUUAAAACAAAUGAGAUUCUUUAGCUAUUUGUUCUUCAAACUCCAUUUUGACCCUUCUAACUUCUCUACUGCUUAUUGCCUGCAGUAAUUUAUGCUCCUGUUUUUUGGCCUCAUGAAGGACAGACUUACAGAUUCUGAAGGAUUUUCGUUUGGCUCAAAUAGCCUCUCAAAUGUUGGCCUCUUAGCUAUACUGGUUUCCUCCAUGCUUCCUAGUUCCUUUUUUAUCCAGCAGUAUACAUAACUUCUGAGACUCCAUUAUUGUUUUUUCUUAAUAGUAUCCCAGCUACCUCUAAGGAUUUUAUUUCACUUUUAGCUUUAGGGUGUUUUUGACUAACCUCAUUUUAUUGAAAAUUUCUUUUCUCAAGAUAAUCUGUGGAUUGUGGAAAGCAAUGUCAUGUGUCAAUAUGAGAUGUGUUACAGGCAUGGUAGUAAUCCAAAGUCGUUAGCAUGUCAGAUUUUUCUAGUGUGAAGAUGGUCAUGGAGCUUUAAUAAAAAGUAAAUUAAGGAAGGGCAGUCUUCUUUUUGCUGCUGUUCCUAUAAGGAAUUUGUAGGUAAGGUAAGGGAAAGUACACUUUUUCCUGGAGGCUUUGUAGGACAGUAGAUUGAGCAGCGUUUGCUCGACCACUGUACAAUUAACAGGAAUACAUUCUAGUGGAGUUGAUCACGGCUGACACGUUUCCGAUGAAUUGACAGGGUUGUUUUAGAUAUUUGUUGCAGUCCAUGGAGGGGCGUCUGGUAAGUCAGAUGUCAGCGUGUGCUGGUGCAGCUGGCUCAGAACCCAUUUCACUUUUACAGACAAUCCUGUACCUGUCUCUAGAGCACACGGUGCCCAGGCCUCCAAGUGCACCAGCCGUUAACGAGUUCACGCACAUACCAAGACGGGUGAGCAUUGUCCUCAUUUUACAGAUACCAAGACUGAGGCACAGCGUCGGCAAGGGGAACCGACAUGUCUGUGGCACACCCCAGCCCGGGCACAGCUGGCCGCGGAACCCAGGCGUCCUGCCACGCUGGGUGUAAAUCACGCUGUCUGCAGGGCUGGGCCGGCAACACCUGGACCCCAGGCUCAGCGGGUGCCCUUCCGCCUUUGCGCAGUGCUAGGCCCAGAGGCACGAACAGCCCAGGAGCAUCAACGGGGGGCGCCCGGGGGGGCCCCGAGCUCCCCGCCCGAGAGGAGACUCUCCAGGCUCUGCCCCAGGCCCCGCCGCCUCCGCGCAACACGCUCCUUUCGCCAACCAAGAUGGCGUCGCCUCUACUAAUAUGGCGGCCGGGCGCUGCUGGGCCACUCCCGGCCCCGGAAGUAGUUGCGCGGAGGCACCGCCUCCCUUGCCAAGAUGGCGGCGGGGACGGCGGAGGCGCCGCCGCGGCUCUCCGAACUGCUGGAGUCGGGCUGGCAGCUCUUGGACGAGGUGGAGGCCAGUACCGAGCCCUCGUCGGGGGCCCCGGCGCUCCAGGACAAGGUCCGGCGGGGGCUCGACCUCCUGCAGCAGGCAGCCCGCGGCGUAGCGCAGCUCGACCUCUUCAGCCAAAAUGAAGACCUGGAGGAGAUUGCAUCUGCUGACCUGAAGUAUCUGCUGUUACCUGCUUUGUUGGGAGCCCUCACCCUGAAACAGGUCAAUCUCAGCAAGCGGCUGGAGCAUGUGCAGAUUGCUCGUGCCCACUUCAUGGACUUCCUGACGCUCUGCAAGAACUACCAGAUUGGCAAGUUCCACCUUCCACCAACACCAGAGAGUCCUAAAGAAAAUGAGUCUUCGGAGAGUCCUUCGGCAGCUGGCCCAUCUGGCAGACAGGCCAGUCUGGUGGCCAUGGUGUCUAGUAGACAAGCAAAAAUUGAAAGAUAUAAACAGAAGAAGGAGGUGGAGAAUAGGUUGGCCUCAAUGAAAGCUUUUGUGGAGAGUGGCCAGGUGGAGGAGGAACAGAUACGGGAAUUCUAUCUGUUGCAAAUCCAGAAGUGGAUCACUACGAGCCUGGAGGAAAUCGAGAGCAUUGACCAGGAAAUGGUGAUUUUGAGAGGAAGGAAUGCACUAAAACAGGCUUCAGCACCUCCUCAGACUUCUCAGCGUCCCAGGACUGCAAUGAAACCUUUCGUUCUCACCCGGGACUCCAUGCAGGCUAAGGUGUUAGGAGCUGGCUAUCCUAGCCUGGCGACGAUGACAGUAAAUGAUUGGUAUGAACAGCGCUGUAAACAGGACCUCUUUCCCGAUAAAGGCAUACCCCAGACAACAGCAGCAGAUCUUGAUGAAGAGGAGCUGCAGAAAGAGCAGCAGGAGAAGAAGGUGGAAGAGGAUGAUGAGGAAACUCUACGGAAAGCUCGAGGCUGGGAGGACUGGAAGGACACACACCCAAGGGGAUAUGGCAACCGAAAGAACAUGGGCUGACUGUCAAAGGGAUGAGUAGGGCAGGAGAGUCUCAACUGAAUGCACUCCAUGAUAUAGCAGGAAUAUAUAGCUGUACAUAUGCAGGGAGGUCCUUGGUUUCUGCUGGGUGUCACCUAUGGAAGGGGAGUGAACAGGACAGUUUACAUUUUGAUUUACAUUAAAUAUCAGAAUGUGCACUUGUCAUGGGGUGAUGGUGAUGUGGCAAAACUUCAUCAAGUGGGGAGCCUUUACUUGAGGAAUCAGAGUAAAACUUCCGUGAUCCUCCUAAUCAGAUGGAGUUGUUGUUAAGCAGAAAGUCUAUUAAUUUGAAAGUGGCUCUUUGUAUUGUUGAUGGCUGUAUUUAUUUUUCUCUAUUUUUAAAAGAAUAAAUUUUCUUGUGCUGCUUAA